Messenger RNA from Scleropages formosus (Asian bonytongue), 14774 nucleotides. It is a transcript of the gene bsna, whose product is annotated as bassoon presynaptic cytomatrix protein a. The record is from RefSeq and is a predicted model, not a curated record. The coding region runs from base 247 to 13122 and encodes 4291 amino acids. NCBI's taxonomy places the organism in Eukaryota, Metazoa, Chordata, Actinopteri, Osteoglossiformes, Osteoglossidae. Gene Ontology annotation, molecular function: metal ion binding; structural constituent of presynaptic active zone. Gene Ontology annotation, cellular component: cytoskeleton of presynaptic active zone; axon; GABA-ergic synapse. Gene Ontology annotation, biological process: presynaptic active zone assembly; protein localization to synapse. The transcript is spliced from 13 exons.
UCGGCCGCACGCACGCGCCUCGACGUCAGCCGCGCGUGCUCCCUCGGCCCGCCGCCGCCGCCGCUGCCGCUGAGUGUGUGCGCGUGCUCCAUUCAGGUUUGCUGGGUGAUGUUGGUGAUGAUGGCGGAAGAGGAGCAGCUCUGAGUUCGCGCUCAGUUAUUGUCAUUGUUAGUGUUAUUAUUUCACAUCAUAUAGAGUCAGUGAACAACCCCCCCCCCCCCCUCCAGCGUCUCCCUGCCCGAGACAAUGGGGAACGAAGCAAGCCUCGAGGGGGGAGAACAACCCGGGGAUGCGGGCUCCGCUCUGCCUGUGGCGGGAGGUCCGGGUGCCGUUUCAGCACCACCGGGCUCUGGAGAGCGCGCGAAGCCCAGCAACGCCGGCGCUGCAGCGGGAGGAGGAGGAACGGCGGCCGCACCGGAGGCAGGCAUGGCCAGGCUCGCCGGGAGACCCGUCCAUACUGACCAACAGCACGGCACAAAACCCGUGAGUCCCAGCUAUGGCGACGGCAGAGCAGGGGUGGGGGGCCGAGGGGAGCCUUACCGCCUGGCUGCCCAUGAGAGCCUGCACCAGCCCACGGACACGCAGAGCCAGGCCCAGGCGGCGGCUUUGAAGCAUGGCCCUGGCCUGCAUGCCUCAAGGCGCAGUCUUCAAGUGGAUGUCAGCGGCAGCCGAUCCGGGAGGUCCCCCUCCGUAUCACCAGAUCGGGGCAGCGCCCCCACCUCUCCCUACUCUGUGCCGCAGAUUGCCCCCAUGCCCAGCAGCAAGCUCUGCCCCGUCUGCAACACCACAGACCUGACGGUCUCCACUGAUCCACCGAACUGCAACAACUGCACGCAGUGCCGUGCCCUGGUCUGCAACCAGUGCGGGUUCAACCCCAACCCACACCUGACAGAGGUCCAGGAAUGGCUCUGCUUGAACUGUCAGAUGCAGAGAGCUUUGGGAAUGGACAUGACCACUCCACGCUCCAAGAGCCAGCAACAGAUCCACUCUCCGUCCCAUCAAGCCAAACCUGACCCCCUCCCCCAGGCUUCUCCAGCCCUACAACGGCAGACUGGCCCAACUCCAGCUUCCCAGCCCGCACCCCAAACCUCAAGACCUGACCUGCAUUCUCAGCGGGGCCCGACUUUCCACGGUCCUGCUCAGACCAGGCAGGAACCGACGGCUAGGGGCCCUCAGCCUGGGAUGCCUUCCAUGCCGGGAAUGGCCAAGGCGCCCUCGCAGCCUGACCUGCGCUCCACCCCGAUGCAUCAGUCACAGCCUGGGCGCCAGAGCCAGAUUCGCAGUGCCGGAAGCUCUCCAGCCAGGCAACCUCCACCAGUCCAGGAGCCACCACAGGAUGGACUAACGGGGAAGCUGUUCGGCUUUGGGGCAUCCCUGCUGAACCAGGCCAGCACCCUCAUGUCGGUGGACCCCACACAGGGUGCAACACCCCAGCCAUCUCCGUCCAGGACAGCGACCCACAAGGUGGUGUUCAGCGAUGCCAGCAAGCCGCAGGCCACCCCAGUUAAGCCAGGUCUGCACGCACCCCCUCAGCAGCAGAGCCCACAGAAACUGCCACAGCAACAGCCGACGGCCGUUCAGCAGAGCCCACAGAAACUGCCACAGCAACAGCCAACGCACCUACAGCAGAGCCCACAGAAAUUGCCACAGCAACAGCCAACGCCCCUACAGCAGAGCCCACAGAAACUGCCACAGCAACAGCCAGCACCCGUACAGCAAAGCCCACAGAAACUGCCACAGAAACAGCAGCAGCAGCAGCAGCAGCAGCAGCAGCAGAGCCCACAGAAAUACCAGAGUCCCCAAAAACAGCAACAACUUCAACAGCAGCCACCACACCAGAGCCCACAGAAACAGUUGCAACAGGCUCGUCGAGAACCCGCUCGUCAGGAGCCCGCUCCCAAAGCCAAGGAGAUGGAGAAGCCCAAAGUUAACUGUCCACUGUGCAAGACAGAGCUGAACAUCGGCUCCACCCAACCACCCAACUACAACGCUUGCACACAGUGCCACACUCAGGUGUGCAACAUGUGUGGAUUCAACCCCACGCCACACCUUGUGGAGGAGAAAGAAUGGCUUUGCUUGAACUGUCAGAUGCAGAGAUUAAUGUCCACUGGUCUGGGAGACAUGCCACCACCACCAUCUCAGGCAUCUCCAAAACACCAGCCCUCGGGUUCCCCCCGACACCAACCGCCUUCUGGUCAGCAACAAGCCCAACAGCCACAUCAGCAGAAAGCACUGAAUCAGCAGUUGCCCAAACUCACAGCAGUUUCUGGAAGUGGCCCUCUACCCGCAGUACCAAAACAGUUGGCAGAGACCCAGUCAGACAAGGCACCCGUUCAUGCCGCACCUCCAACCACUGGAGAGGCUCAAAAACCUCAGAAGGCCAUAGAGAAGGACAGGGUUACAACAAAACCAGACAAGGAGGCAAGUGUUCCAGCUUCAUGCAAAGAGAUCAAACCAGUGCCAAAGAAGGGGAUACCAGAGCAAACUUCAACACCUCCUGUGGUGAAAGAUGUGAAGAAAGCAGAACCUCAAAAAUCUAGACAUGAUGAUGCUAACAAAUCUAGCACUCAAGAUAUUUCUCGGAGUCCCCAGAGCCUUAGUGACACCGGCUACUCCUCAGAUGGAAUCUCCAGCUCCCAAAGUGAGAUCACAGGGCUGAUCCAAGAAGAGGAGAUGAAGCUGAGUGAAAGAGGGCUUGGAGAGAGGAGCCCUCCUAGCCCCUGUGAGAUAACAAAGCUGGAGAGUUCCAUGCGACCUUUGCUAGAGUCCAAGUCCAUCUCUGAGCAGGAGCAGAAGAGAGGACGGGGGCGACACCAUCGUGACUCCAGAGACAGUGAUGAUAAGAAACAGAGGCCUCGAUCAUUAUCCAUUACCCCAGAGGCAUAUGACUCAGAUGAGGAGCUGGAAGAUAUCCUGGAGGAGGAUGAAGAACCAGGUGACUGGGAGAACCAACAUGAGCUUGAUGAAGGACCUGCAGAGUCCUCUGAUGACUUCAGCAGUAAACUGCGUCAUGACUAUGUAGAGGACAGUAGUGAGAGUGGUUUCUCCCCCAUACCUGGCCGGUCAAGAAAGAUGGAGAACGAAAUGACUGACGAAGAGUUCAUGAGGAGACAAAUCUUGGAAAUGAGUGCAGAUGAGGAUAUUAAUGAUGAAGAAGAUGAAGGAUACAGUUACCAGAAACCAAAAAAGAUGCAUAAGCACAGCAGCGAUACAGGGAAAGAAAAACGACGGCUAACUCAUCAUUCCAGCAGCUAUGAAGAAGACAUAAAAGGUGAUGAUGGAUAUCAAGGUGCCGUAGAAGACGGAGAGGAAGAUAUUAUUUCUUCACAAGGAGGGCUGCGCCGUUUCAAGACUAUUGAGUUGAACAACACAAGCAGUUACAACCGUGAUAUGGAGCUCAGCAAUGAGAAUGACCUUAGCCUAGAUCGAGAGCCAGAGCUAGAAAUGGAGAGCUUGACUGGCUCUCCAGAGGAGCGCUCAAGAGGUGAAUAUUCUUCAACUCUACCAGCCACUACUCCGAGCUAUACAUCAGGCACGUCUCCAACAUCUGUCUCGUCCAUGGAGGAUGAUAGUGAUAGCAGUCCUAGUCGUAGACAGAGACUCGAGGAAGCAAAGCAGCAAAGAAAAGCUCGUCAUCGUUCUCAUGGUCCACUCCUGCCAACUAUUGAGGACUCAUCUGAGGAAGAUGAACUGAGAGAAGAAGAAGAACUGCUUAGAGAACAAGAAAAGAUGAGAGAAGUAGAGCAGCAGAGAAUUCGGAGCACUGCCAGAAAAACUAAAAGGGACAAGGAGGAACUGAGGGCUCAGAGGCGCAGAGAGCGAUCCAAGACCCCCCCAAGUAAUCUUUCUCCCAUCGAGGAUGCAUCCCCAACAGAGGAACUGAGACAGGCAGCUGAAAUGGAGGAGCUUCAUCGUUCCUCCUGCUCAGAGUAUUCACCCUCUAUUGACUCUGAGGCUGAGGGUUAUGAAGUGAUAGCUUCGAAGCUGUAUAAGUCUGGGAGUGAAUAUAACCUACCGACAUUUAUGUCGCUGUACUCCCCAACUGAGAAGCCAACUACCACCACUUCCUCUUCAACAAGUAAGCCACUUAAAAGUGCUGAAGAGGUCUAUGAGGAAAUGAUGAGAAAGGCUGAGAUGCUGCAGAAACAACAGAAGCAACAAACACAAGUGAGACAAGGCCAGCACUAUGACAGUGCUUAUCAGCAGGAAGAUGUAAGACAUGAGCCAGACCAUUAUGAUGAUGAAUAUGAUUACAACAACCUUGCGCAGACUGACUACGGAAACAAUGUGUCAGAGACUGGAGACAUUUACGAGGAGAUUCGGCAAACAUCUCAAAGCAUUACAAAAAUGCAUCAGUCUUCCACCCAUGACUUGCAACAGCAACAAGUUGAUGAGAUGGAACUAGAUGAUUCCUACCCAGAUAAGCAGCUUUUAGAUACAGGUUCAGCAUUUGCUAAGCUACUUGAGCAAAACAAUGCCCUCUUGACUCCUGGGACUAGUCCAACUCAGCUUUCAGCACCUGUGUCAUUUGCCUCCACAGCAACUGAAACCAGUGGAGUACCAGGAAGAGGGAUUCCUGAUGUCCGUGUGACACAGCAUUUUUCAAAAGAAGCACAGAGAGAUAAAAUCAGAAGCCACACUGGUAAAAACAGUGUUAUACCAGCUGUUCCCACCACAAUAGCUGCUUAUGGGGUUUAUAGUAGAGAUGCAGUAACUGUUAGUCAGACUGCCGUGAGUCAAACUGUGUCUACAACACAAUCUGCAACAUACGGCCGCCAAGUAGCUACUGCCUCAAGUGUUUCCAGUAAAAUAGCAGAGAUUACUCAAGCCUAUAGUCAAAGAGACAGUGCUGUAAAGAAAGUUUCUGAGAGCAGAGGCGUUCAAGUCCGAGACUGCGCAGUAGCAACAUCCUCUGAACUUGAAAAUGAAUCUCUGACAUCUAGGGUUUAUUCUUAUUUCAAGGGAUCAAGUCCUCCUGUCUCCCCUUCUGACUCUCCUACACAAAGUCCAAAACGCUCUCCAUCCAGAAUAGGAACAGCUGAGUUCUCCACACAAACAUUCAGUAGUGCUAUUUCAGUUACUCCAGGUAGUACUGCUGCCACCUCCCCUGUUAUAGCACAGGGAACCCAGACACCACACCGAGUUUCACCGCGCCUUUCUAGACAGCAGUCUUCCCAAGAUUCUCCUUUUAUGGUAAUAACAUUGGGUUCCGAGCCAAGUAGCCCUAGUAAGCCUGUGACUGUCAACACUGCCACAUCUCCUCUUUCCUCACCAACAAAACUGACUCGUCAGCCAACCUUUCACACUUACACUCCAGCAACAACUUCCCCAACAUCACCACCAUAUCAUUCACCACAGCACACCAUGUAUAAAACACAGAUAGUGGAAAAAGUAAGUGUUGGCACCAGCAUGGUCACCACUGCAAGCAGCUAUAGCAGAGGAUCGUUGUCCAUGGAAAAUAUAUCUCUCUGUAGAAUCUCCACAGUUCCUGGCACCUCAAGAGUGGAACAGGGCCAAAUGCUUUCAAGUGGCAGUGUGGUUGAUCUGAGGACUAUGACAAAGCCAACUCCUAUCAUUAUGACAGAACAGGGAAUGGACUUAACAUCUUUGGCAACAGAGAGUCGUAAAUACUCCGUUGGUGUUGAUGGGAGCCCUAGCCGUAAUUCCACAGCUGUGCAACCUCUCAUAAUGAACCUAAAUACGCAGGAACAUCCACAUGUUGCAGUUUCAACAGCAACAACAGUAAGUAUCACAGUAGCAGCAUCUAUGUUCAUAUCACAACCAAAAUCACCUGUAAUUUAUGGUGAUCCUCUUCAAAAUCGAGUAGAUCUUGGUCAGGGAAUGGGAUCAGCAGUGUGUCUCACUCAAAACAAACCACCGCCCCUUGAUCCAUCUAUCCCAAAGAUAGAUGCUAAAUUAGAAGACUUAAGUAUUCAACAACAGCAGCUACUGAAGCAGCAACAAAAGUUGCAGCAGCAGCAACAGCAGCUUGAGCAGCAGUUGCAACAACAUCACCAACAGCAGCAGCAGCUUCAGCAGCAACAGGCAGCAUCUUUUGCAAGGUUCAACUUAGCUAACCAGGUUCAGCCACUACUUAAGAAAGAUUUACUGGUGAGUCAGACUAGCACAACUAAGGCUGUGGUCAGUGCAAUACCCAGAGCAUCACCUCUUACUGAUCAGGUUGCCCCAAGUGCAGUUUCUCCUAGUAUGUCUCAAGAAGUCUAUGGUGCAGGUGCUUUGGAAUUGAAAAAUAAGCCCAAUGUCAUAAAUUUAUCUUCAGUUAAACCUCAAGUCAUGAUGGUGCAAUUGGACAGUGCCUCACGAGGAGUACCAAUGAGUCAGCUGGUUAAAUCAGAGGAUCCCUCAGAUGCCAUUGAUCUGACUGGCCAGAUUAAAGCAGAUAGCCAAGUGGCAUGCUGUGAUGUGGUAUAUAGACUGCCUUUCAGUGGAAGUUGUACUGGAGGCCCCUUCAGUCAGAAACCAAAGGUGGUGGAGAAAGCUCAUACAACGGAGACUUCACAAAGUAUCCGUCCUUCUUUGGAGGCUCCUCAGUUUUAUGGAAAUAAACUGCAAGAAUCUGGCCAGGAGAGUCAACGAUUUCACGAUCAGCUUCCUUUCCCUGGAAGGUUACAUUCAUCAGUUUCGGAUACUAAUCUUGCAGAGACUGGACUUCAUUACUACCAGCCGAAAAAUGAUCUAAAUGUUCAAGUCUCUGGAGACUUUGCUGUGGAUCUAACCACUAUGAAGCAUGGUUAUGAAGGAAGUUACCUUGGUAUGGGUAUGCAGUAUGGAUCCUACACAGAUUUGCGUCACCAGGGAGAUGUAGUUGGUCAGUCCUUACCUAUGCGACGUUAUGGCUCUAUGUCAAACAUUAACACAGACUAUGCUUAUUCUUCACGAGACAUCUCUAGCUUCCAGGAAGCAAACUUAGCCCAGUAUAGUGCCACUACUGCCAGGGAGAUCAGUCGGAUGUGUGCUGCUUUGAACUCCAUGGACCAGUUUGGUGCAAGGUAUGGCAGCAAUCCAGAGCUUUUGCAGUACGGCUCUCCAAGGGGAGUGUCUCCUGCUAGCUUACAGCAUGGUUUAGCUUCGAUAAGAGCUAGUCUGAUGUAUGGGUCUGAUGGAAGGCAGACAACCCACAGUCAAAGUUAUGCUAAUCUAGCUAAUACUAGACAGAAUGUACGAGCUUUGUAUCCUACUGCAAUUAGGGCUCCUGAUGGAAUGAUCUACUCCACUAUCAACACCCCUAUUGCCUCUACUUUGCCAAUCACUACCCAGCCUGCAUCUGUGCUACGACCAAUGCUUAGAGGAAUUUAUAGACCUUACCCUACGACUACCAUGACUGCUGUACCUUUAGCAAGCCUUACCAGAAUGUCUGUCGUAACACCUAGAAUGCCUCUGUCCUCGCAAAGGCCUUAUCGCUAUCCUCCACCAAGUCGUUUUCCAAUCUCUCCUGUCCCUACAAGUGCACCAACUACAACAAUAGCUCAAGACACUCCUGUCUAUCUGGGAAAACCUUCUGUGACCUCUUCUGCGCCCACUACAAUGGUAACUGCUGCUCCGCUGCCAUCAGCUCAGCCUGUUAGCUACCAGGCUGGACAUAGUGCAGCAGCACGCGGCGCACCUUCUACAUUAGUGCCAUCUGUGCCCACACCUAUUGGACCUACAAACCAACAACAGCCACAACCCCAUCAUUCAGUGCAAUUCUCACAGUCACAUUUGCCACAUAUUCCACCUCAGUCUUUACAACAACAGACUCCACCUCAAGUGCAGCCACAAGUUCACCCCCAAAUGCAACCACAAAUGCAGCCACCUGUUCAUCACCAAAUGCAAACCCAUCCUCACUUGCAAACCCAAGCUCAUCCUCAAAUGCCUACACAAACUCAUCUCCAAAUACAACACCAACCUCCAUUCCAGUCCCAUCCACAAAUGCAACCUCAAACUCAGUCCCAGUUGCAUGCGGUUCCAACACAGCCACAGACACAGCCACAAGCACACCCUCAAACCAAGCCGCAGUCUCUUUCUCAGACUACACAACCCCCUGGAGUCACUGCCAUCAGCAGCAGUAGCAACCCAGAGAAGGAAAAAGAGGAAGAAAGGCUUCGUCGACAGCAGGAGCAGUUGCUACAUAUAGAACGAGAACGUGUAGAGCUGGAAAAACUGAGACAAAUUCGUUUGCAGGAGGAGCUUGAAAGAGAACGUAUGGAGCUGCAGCGACACAGGGAAAAAGAGCAAAUGUUGGUGCAGCGUGAAAUCCAAGAGCUGCAGACUAUCAAACAACAGGUCCUGCAGCAACAACAAGCUGAAAGGGAGAGUCAACUGGUAAUGCAGAGGGAACAGCUUGCACAACAGAGGCAACAACUAGACCAGAUCCAGUCACUACAACAGCAGCUUCAGCAGCAGCUUGAAGAACAGAAAAGGCAGAAAACAGCUGCAGCAGCAGCAGCAGCUGCUGCAGCAGCUGCAGCAGCUGUAACAACAGCCACAUCUUCUCAAAGUGGCAUACAGGGUGUACCAGUACAAGGAGAAGCUGCUUCUCAGGGAUUUUCUGUUGUCUGUGACCAAUCUGGUAGGGUAAUACAGCAAGAUGCACAAUCUGAGUUGCAGAGAAGCCAUAAUGGACAAUUUUGGCAACCUUGUGUAGAUGGACAGAGUGUCCAGGGAUUGAUGCCUUCAAGACCACUUCCAAGCUCUGCCUCAGAAAUGUCCUUGAGGAAUAAUGAAGAACUUGUGGAGGCAAGAGCUAUGAAGAAAAGAAACUCUAUGCCUCGUCUGAGGGAUGGAUUGGAAGGAAAUGAUAACCAAGCCUUGAUGAAAAGAAUUGUAGACAGCAGUGUUCAGACUGAUGAUGAGGAUGGAGAAGAGAGAUUCCUAAUGUCACGACGGAGGAGGACCAGGCGCAGUGUUGAUUGCAGUGUUCAAACUGACGAUGAAGACAAGGCAGAGUGGGAGCAGCCAGUUAGACGCAGGCGAUCUCGCUUCUCGAAGCACUCUGAAUCUACUGCUGAAAGCAAGGUUGACACUUCCAAGAUCAUGUCAUCGAGUAUUGCUAUUCAGACCAUUCGUGACUGCUCGUGCCAAACUGAACCUGAACAAUUGGGCAGGGUAUCUCCGGCCAUCCACAUCACUACACCUGAUCCUAGGGUUGAAAUUGUGCAUUACAUUUCUGCCCCAGAACGAACACAAAAAGGGGAAAGUCUUGCCUGCCAGACUGAACCAGAAUCCCAAGCUCAAGGAGUGGUUGUCCCUCAGCUUGCAGUACCCACCACUAUCAGUCCAUACUCCACCAAUAUCCAGCUCGUUGGUUCUGGCACGGUUGAUCCGCUCUCUCCGCGACAGCAGGCGAUGUCUAAGCUUGAAAGGAGGAAGCCUGAUCCUUUGGAGAUAAGCUACCAGUCCCACCACCUACACAACGAGUCCCUCUCCAGUCUUGUGCGCCAGGUUCCCAAAUCACCUCAGGUCCUGUACUCACCUGUUUCCCCACUUUCUCCUCAUCGACUGUUGGAGACUUCUUUCUCCUCCAGCGAGAGACUCAACAAAGCACAUGUUACGCCCCAAAAACACUUUACUGCUGAGUCUCCACAACGACAGCAGACUUUGCCCCGACCAAUAAAGAGUGUGCAGCGAUCAAUGUCGGACCCCAAACCUCUCAGUCCCACUUCAGAGGAAUCUGCACGUGUCAGACUGUCCUUAUACCAGCAACAAGCUCUGCAAAACCAGCUUGCUGCCCUACAGCAGAGUUCACUGAUGCGGAAAGUGAAGAGGACACUGCCCAGUCCUCCACCAGAGGAGUCCCAUCUACCCAUUGUCACCCCUGCCCUGUCUCAGAUGUAUAUACCCACUCUGCCUCAAAAGGUGGGGCCCAGACCAGGGCUGGCUGCUAAAGCUGGCCUUCUGAAGGACCUCACACAUGAGCUCAAGGUGGUGGAGCAGGAGUCUACCAAACUUCGCAAGCAACAAGCAGAGCUGGAGGAGGAAGAGAAGGAGAUUGAUGCCAAGCUGCGGCACCUGGAGCUUGGCAUCACUCAGCGAAAAGAAACCCUGAUGAAAGAGAGGGAAAGAAGAGAGCUUGCCUACAUGCGAUGCAUGGGAGAUACCCGAGACUACAUGUCAGACAGCGAGCUUAACAAUAUCCGGAUCAUAACCAACACCUUUGAGAGCAAUGGGCUGCUGACAAGACCAAGCACAGCCCCCCUGAGCCAGUUUACUCCCGAUCUGAGCACGGUUCAGUAUCCCCCCACCUCUUCCUUUGUCACAUAUCAGUACCCACAAAGUCAGCCAGCUCCACAGACAACCCCAAUCUAUCAGCAAACAGGAUUCCAGCCUCCACAGUAUCCAGUUGUCACACAAGCUCUCCCUCAGCCAACUGCUAUGCAGCCCUGCUACCCUACCCCAUCGUACCAGGCACAUGGGACAUUCCCACCUCAAAGCUUCCCCCAAAGCCAGCCCAGUUAUCAACCUGAUCUGGGCAUGCCGCAGAGUCACCUAGGAUUUCAGCCUCCUCCUGUUCCACCCCCUUACCCAACACAGACCCUACCAUACCCACCACAGACGCCCUAUCCUACUGGACAGCCUUUCCAACCUCAAGCAGAGAUCCUUACCAUUCACCAGAGGCCAAAACAAACUUCCCUUGCUGACUUAGAGCAGAAAAUUCCCACAAAUUAUGAGGUGAUCAGCAAUCCCCCAGUUGUUGUGACCACCACUGUUCAAGAUACUACCUACACAUCUACAGCUGUGGGUAGCACAUAUGGACAAUAUACUACAACUGUGGCCAGUACUUAUGGACAGUAUUCCACAACUAUGACAAAUACAUAUGGACAAUACACCACAACUUUAGCCAGUACUUAUGGACAGUACACUACAACUAUGGCCAACACUUAUGGACAAUACAAACCCCCAGAAACUUCAUUAUCUGAUCGGAUUCAUUCGGCAGAGAGUCCUUCAUCUGCCUAUACCUCUGAGGGCCUCUAUUCUAACCUUGAGCAAAAUGUCCCUCGCAAUUAUGUCAUGAUAGAUGAUAUCAACGAGUUGACAAAAGAGAACAUGGGAACAUCAUCAGAUAUACACAAGACUGACAUGCUGCAAGCCCACGGACAUCCUGCAAGUGGGCGGUACGGGAGCGAGAGCGUCUCUACAAGAGUGAGCUCCUACGGCAGGACUGAGGAGGAGUCUGAGGAAGACCUGUACGACCACCACAGCAGGGGUAAGAGCACCAGCAGCUACCACCAGCGAGGUUCAGACAGUCAUGGCCGAAUGGGCAACAGCAGUAGCAUGGGUGGGGGAAGCUCAUAUUACUAUGAUGACUACAAGCACUCCACACGUGGCAGCUCUGGCAUGGGAGUGCAGAAGCAUUCCUCCAAAAGUCUGGCUCCAGCAGUCGUGUCAUCAAAGCGAAGCAAGCACAGAAAGCAGGGCAUGGAACAGAAGAUCUCCAAAUUUUCUCCUAUUGAAGAGGCGAAAGAUGUUGAAUCAGAUCUGGCCUCCUAUACCAUUACCACAUCCUCUGGUGGUAGCUGCACUGUUGUAUCUAGGGCUAAGAAGCUUCAGGAUGAGAUCACGUAUGGGUUGAAGAAGAACGUCUAUGAUCAACAGAAAUAUUACGGAAUGUCCCACCGUGAGGCUUUUGAGGAAGACGACCGCAUGUACGGCUCAGGAAGAUCAAGAUCGACCGGCUAUGGAAUGGACAAGAUUUCUGCGAGAGAUUCGGGCAACCAUAGGAGCAAGUCGUACGAGAGGGACACCAUGGAUCGCUCUCAGAGGGGUAGUCACAGCCGUGGCAGGCCCUCUAUGCGCUCCCAAAACUCAGAGGAGGAGAGCCCGCUCAGCCCCGUGGGGAAGCCCAUGGGUGUUGGCCGAGGUUCUGUAGGGCCAGAGCCAGCUGACAGUCGCAAUCAGUACGGCUCUAGCCACUCCUUGCCUGAUGUGCAGGACCACAUGAAGGACCUGCCGAGGAGCCAUGUCUACAAACCAGAUGAUUCUUACAUUAUAGAUGAUAUGCAUUGUGCUGUGUCUGACAGCGAAGCUUAUCAUUUGGGACAGGAGGAAACAGACUGGUUUGAGAAGCCACGGGAGGCCCGCUCUGAUAGGUCUAGACACUACAGCAGUGGGCAUUCGUCCUCCCAACGUAGAAACCAUGUGAAGCACACGUAUCACGACUACGAUGAACCUCCUGAUGAGGAUCUCUGGCCACAAGAUGACUACGGUCACCCACGUCAUUCUUCAUCCCGAGAUCACAGGCACCAUGGCAGCUCCUCUGGGAGACAUUCCUCCUCCUCUCGGCACUCAGAAGAGCCCAGGUCUUCGAGAUCCUCCAAAGGACACAUGAAGGACCCCUCAAUGCGCCACGAUUCCCGGCAGAUGUCGUCGUCCUCUGGAAAAAGGCCAGACUCUCGGUCUUCACAGGGCUACCACUCCUCGGAUUACCGUGACACUUCUGGCCACCAUCAUUCUGGCCAGAGGUCACAGAAGCAACCGUCAUCCUCCCCCCACCAUCAGCAGACAUCCAGGAAGCAGCAAGAUCUACAGUCCCACCCACCGUCUUCAAGACAGCAGGGAUCCAGCCAACAGCAACGGUCAUCCAGUGGGCCUCCGUCAGGUCGCCAGCCUGCCUCGCAGCAGCAGGACAGUCUUCAGCCUCAAGGGCAGCAGCUGCGCACGCAGCAGCAGCAGCAGCAGCAGCAGCAGCAGCAGCAGCAGCAGCCGCAGCAGCCGCAAACCUCAGCGGCACGACAGCAGCAGCAACCACAACAGCAGCCAGCUGGGACUCCACAGCAGCAGGUCACACAGGCCCCGCAGCUGCAGGCUAAGCCUGGGCAGACUCAGGCACGGCAGCCAACAGCCGGCCCUCAGCCUACCACUGCGGUGAAAACUGACACGCUACCUGCUACAGGAAUAGGAUCGAAGGCAGCAACGCAGCCUGCAAAAACACCUCAGCCCCCACUAACUGGAAUAGGGUCCAAAGCUGCCCCGCGGCCUGGGGGAAUAGGCAGUGCAGCAGGGCAGUCAACCGGUGAUGGCGAGAGCGUCUUCUCCAAAAUCCUCCCAGGAGGGGCUGCUGAGCAGGCCGGCAAACUGGGAGAAGCUGUAUCUGCUUUUGGCAAGAAGUUCACUUCCUUCUGGUGAACUGCCGAGUGAAUGGGUUUGCGGAGUCAUCUCAGAGGACAACAUAAAACUUUGUAUUGGAAAAACCUAUGGACUUUCCUCAUUUUGUGAUUAAUUUUGUAAGAGCAAGAGCCUGGUAAUCUGAGUGCAAAACUGACCGGAUCUGGAAUCAACAAAAUUCUCAUGUAAAGAACAGUCCCUGGAAUCAGCACAUAACAGAAAAGAAGGUGGAAGAGAUGCCACUGUCCUAGUGUUCCAAGGCCAUCCACGCCGCAGCAGACGCUGGAAAUACAAAGUACGUCAGUGGAGCCCUGAGCUGUUGCAGCUGCCUUCUGGGUUGAGAGGCACCGAUGAUGGAGGCCAGUAUCUCUCUAAGGCAUCUGCCAGACCAGGUGGCCACCGGGAUCUCCUGUAGUGCCACCACAGUGGUGCUCUUUUUAUCUGAAACAUGUAACCCUUCUGUAAUCAGGUUAAGUCAGUGUAAAUUAUAUCAGGAUUAAUGUAUCUGAAAUUAACAAAGUGUCAUGUGUGAGAGCAUUCAUUCCCAGUCCUGCAGCCCUGACUGACUAAUCUAGGCAUAGAAGAACAUGUGCGCUGUUAUAUCUAGUACUGGGUGCACUAUAGAUACUGAGUACUUUACUGAUGUAUUUGCAACAUUGUAAAUUUUUCAUUUUUUUCAGGUCAUUCCAGAAGACCCACUCUCUUCAGGAUCUUUAGGUAUUUCCCAGAUGGACACCGGAUUUUAAAAUUCUUGCUCUAAGGAAGACAGACAGCAUGCGUGUACUGUACUUUCAUCAGAGCUUUGGAUGACUGCAUGGUCCAACAUCACUACAUCAUGGAGGAUUCUGCUGGAUCCAGGGAUCAAUGAGGACAAAGCAACAGGACACGUUUCUUCCAGCAGCGGCAAUGUCAGUUCCACCUGUUGGAUGACUUUUUGGGGAUGCUGGAAAGCCUUCUGCAGAAGCUAUGAAAGAAUGAAGCACAGAGAGAAAAUAAGUUUUGGUGUCUUCUGGGUCUGCAUGAAGGAAAUGUAUAUAAGUACAUUUUUAUUUUUUAACGUGUGAGAUGUUACCUCACAGGGAGUACAUGAAACACAUGAGAACCGUUGAUUCCAAAUCUUUGCGCUCAGAUGACCAAACACAAUGACCUCUUGUUCUAAAAAGUCCCUCAUAGGUUUUUCCUGUACAAAAUUUUUUUCUUCAGAUGAGAAUGUUGACGGGUACAAGGUGGAGGUGGUUACAAAUUACAAAAACAAAUCUGUUUCCAGCUUUGGUUUUGAUAUCUUUACAUUCCAGUUCAGAACCACCGUGUUUUUGAAUGCAGAUUUUUUUCUUUCUUGCAAUGUGUCCACAAGGGGACUUUGGAUUGGAAUGCAUGUUAAUUUCUGUCUAAGACCUAAACACUGUUCAUGAUCUAAAUCAAGGAGGCCAUAAGACAUUUGAAAAAAGAAGUCUACUCUAUAAUAACAAAAAUCGUAAAAAGAUCAAGUCAAGCCACAUUACUGAAGACUUUCUCUGACAAAAUUAGGAAAGCCAUCAGGAUACAAUGUGGUCUGGGUUGUCUUUUACCUGUUGCAAAGCCAUUGUUAUAUUGUUGCAAGGUUUUGGUUUUUUCCCUUUUGCCUGAUUAUGUUUCAUGAAAAAAAGGAUGCAGCCUUAAUCAUAUUUUUUUUA